UUAAAUAACCUCAACUUUAUAUACGUCAUGAUAUUUCUAUGAUGUUUUACUAGAGGGAAUUGCCCGUUGUGGCGGGAAAAUAUAAUUAUAACAAAUUCCAAUAUUUUUUUUAAUGAACUCGUUAAUUUUUUCUAAGAAUGGCUGGAAAUUUAAACAAAAGUGAUGAAAUUAUGAAAAGAAAUCCCAAACUUGCUGAAGUGAUAAAAUUGUUGGAAGACAAACGGAAAGAACGAAGAGACGCAUUGGAAAGACGGCUGGAUGAGGCGAAUGCGAAAUUAUCAUCCACCAAGAGCGAAUGGUUGAAACAACAAACAUUGUAUUUAUCUGUUCAACAUGUGUUGGAUCAUAAUGAGGAGUGUGAUUUAGGGGAAGCCCCUAAAGCUUUUCAAAUCGCUCAAUGUUUGAAUUCCGUCGACGAGGAUUCGGCUUUCAAUGUUCGGCGUCAUGAUCUUACUUCUAUGUUGGAUGAUAAGGAGAAACUCGACCGGGCGAAGAAAUUACUUUCGCAAAAAGUUGAAACGCACUUGAGCAACACUUGUUUAAAUUUAAUGAAAUUUCAUGACCUGCCCAAACUAUCAGAGAAUGGCAAAGUAUUACACGCACGUGCCUUACAACUCGGAGAAAUGGUAAAAAAUGAAAAACUUGAAUUUGCAAAAUUGGAUAAAUAUUCAUCUGAACUGGGAGAGAAACUGCUGGAUCUUUAUGUGGAUUAUCAUCAGGAGCUUCAUAAUUGCGUUGACUCACUCACGGAAAUAUUAUCCAAAUAUACUUUUGAUCUUCAACCAAAGAAAAAUCAAAUAGUGAUCAAAGAUGCGAUGCAAAGUUGCGAAACAUUGGCUGCAAAGUUAAAGUGUACGAGAGUAAAGUUAGUUUGUGAAACUUAUUCCCCUCAACGUCUUGAAGCUUUAAGAAAAAUACGUUUGCACCAAGAGGAAACCUCCACCCUCCUCCACACCGAGUUGGAACGAAUAAACCUUCGAUUGGAAGCUUACAAGAAUAUGGGAGGAGAGUUUGAAGCGAUUGCGCGAAAAUAUUCGGAAGUCCGAUCAGAAAUUGAUAAAAACCAAUCUACUAUGGAACAGAUCAAGAGAUCAAUGAAAUAAAGAUUAACUUUUUGUGCUGCAAGAAAUACAUGUGAUGUUUAAAUUUUGUCGAUUUUUUCAUUGUCGUAGAAAUAAAUGUUGUGAUUAAA
Messenger RNA from Ciona intestinalis (vase tunicate), 1192 nucleotides. Lineage: Eukaryota; Metazoa; Chordata; Ascidiacea; Phlebobranchia; Cionidae. The record is from RefSeq and is a predicted model, not a curated record.